Artibeus jamaicensis (Jamaican fruit-eating bat) is the source of this 2251-nucleotide messenger RNA. It is a transcript of the gene LRRIQ4, whose product is annotated as leucine rich repeats and IQ motif containing 4. The record is from RefSeq and is a predicted model, not a curated record. The transcript is spliced from 5 exons. Bases 1 to 1686 code for a protein of 561 amino acids. Gene Ontology annotation, molecular function: protein binding. Lineage: Eukaryota; Metazoa; Chordata; Mammalia; Chiroptera; Phyllostomidae.
AUGUCAAAUAACAUUAUGAAAUCAGUAGAACAGUCCUCUAUGAUACAUCAGAAAUAUGACCCUCAGCAAACCUCUGAUAGAACGUUUUUCAUGGAUGCUUCUAAUCAGAACCUCACUACCAUUCCAUCGGAGAUCUUAGAAUUAAAAGAAUUAGAAGAAGUGCAUCUGGAAAAUAACCAGAUUGAAGAAAUCCCUGAGGAUAUCCAGUAUUUAAAGAAUGUCAGAAUCCUCUACCUGAACAAGAACAAGCUGAGCAAGCUGUGUCCCCAGUUGACAAGUCUGGGGAGCCUGGAGGGCCUGGACCUGAGCGACAACCCCCUCCUCCCCUCCUCCCUUCUGGUCCUCAGCGGCCUCCGCAGGCUGCGCGAGCUCCGCCUCUACCGCACCCAGCUGCGGAAGAUGCCGGUGGAACUCUGCAAACACCUUCACCACCUCGAGCUGCUCGGACUGUCCGGAAACCAGCUGGCAGCGCUGCCCGUGGAAAUCGUGAACCAGACCAAACUGAAGGAGAUCUACCUGGAGCGAAACCAGCUGGAAGCUUUCCCGCCGGAGCUCUGCGUCCUCUACAACCUGGAGGUCAUUGACCUGGAUGAGAACAAACUAACGGUCAUUCCAGAAGAGAUCGGGAACCUGACCAGGCUGCGGAAGCUCUACGUGGCCCGCAACGACCUACACUGUCUGCCCGAGUCUCUGUGCCAGUGCAGCCAGCUGUCGGUGCUGGACCUGUCCCACAACCGCCUGCACUCCAUCCCGCCCACCCUGGAGGGGCUCUCCGAGAUGACGGAGCUGGGGCUGAGCGGGAACCCUCUGGAGAAGGUGCCGCGCCUCGUCUGCAGGUGGACCUCGCUGCACCUGCUCUACCUGAGCAACACCGGCCUGCGGGCGCUGCGCCGCUCCUUCUGGCGGCUGGUCAACCUGCGCUUCCUGGACCUCAGUCAGAACCAUCUGGAAAGCUGCCCGUUGCACAUCUGUGUCCUGAAGAACCUGGAGGUCCUGGCGCUGGAUGAUAAUAAAAUACAGCAGCUGCCUUCAGGCUUUGGCUCACUCUCAAAACUGAAGACGCUUGGGUUAACUGGGAAUCAGUUCCUUACAUUUCCAGAAGAACUCUUUUCUUUAGAGUCUUUAGAGAAAUUACACAUUGGGCAAGAUCAGGGAGCCAAGCUCACCUAUGUGCCAGAUAAAAUCAGGGCACUACAGAAUCUCAAAGAGCUGUAUAUUGAGAACAACCAUCUGGAGUACUUGCCAGUAGCCCUGGGGUCAAUGCCUACCCUAGAAAUUCUUGAUUGCCGCCACAAUCUGCUUAAGCAACUUCCAGAUUCCAUCUGCCAAGCACAAGCUUUGAAAGAAUUACUGCUGGAGGACAACUUGCUCACCCAACUUCCGGAUGAUUUAGACUGUCUUGUGAAUCUCAAGGCUUUGACACUGAUGGGCAAUCCCAUGGAAGAACCCCCAGUAGGAGUAUGCACUGAAGGCAGAGAGGCUAUAUUCACAUACCUUAAGGAGAAAAGAAAUAUGAAAAUACUAGCAACAAAGAUUCAGGCAUGGUGGCGUGGAAUGAUGGUACGGAAAGGAUUGGGGAAAUUUGAAGAACUGUCAAAAUUACGAAAGAAAGGAAAGAAUUCUCCAAAAGAUAAGAAAGGAAAGAAGGUCGAAAAAGGAAAACCUGUAAAGGAAAAGAAGAAAUAACUUUGUGUAUUAAUGUCGAGGUAAUGAACCCUCAUGGGUUAAGGAGGCAAAAUAUAUAGGAGGUGGAUGCCUACCACGCUAAAAUUAUUCAUAGACUUAUGGCCAUGUAUAAAAGAAAAGAACCUUAUUUUUACUGAAAUAUUUGUGAUAAAAUGGUGUGAACCCUGGGAAUUGCUUCCUGAUAAUAUCAGGGAGAAGUAAAAGGGGGAGAUCCCAAUAAAACAAGAUUGGCCAUAAACAGAUCAUUGUAGAUGCACCUGUACGUGGAGGUUUGUUAAGUGCUCUACUUUUAAAAAACUUUUAACUUUGAAAUAAUUAUAUAUUCAUGGGAAAUUCCGAAGAGACACACAGAGAGGCUCAUGUGCCCUUUACCCCGCCUCAGUGCUGACACCUCGCAUAACCAUAACACAGGAGUAAGAUCAGAAAGGCUGCAUGGUGCCCACAGGAGAACUUACUCAGACUUCUCCAGUUAUACACACAUGCACUUACCUGUGCACGUAGGUCAGGGCAGUGGUGUCGCACGCAGCUUCAUGUAGACACCACCGCAGUCAGGAUGCAGAAUGGU